GGGGACCUGUGUGUGGUCGCACUCCAGCCAUGUCUACAUACGGUAGACGCGAAGUGAACGACAAUGAUGACCUAAAUGACGACACUGGCGAUGUAGCAUAUAUGGACAAGAUACUAGGUGGUCGCUACGCCACUUACGGGGAAUUCCCCUGGAUGGUUGCAAUACUAUAUAAUGACAAGCAAAUGUGUGGAGGAGCUGUUAUAGGUGAAUUCUGGAUUAUCACCGCUGCUCAUUGUUUGUUUGACGGUUCUCAGCGAUACUACAAAAUUGCAGUUGGUGACCACAGUAUGACGUAUAAGGACACGAAUGAAGAAACCUUUGAGUUACAAACGGUUAUCAUCAAUGAGCGGUAUCGCGCAAGGCAGUACGAUUUUGACAUUGCGUUGGCCAAGAUAAAACCUAAAAGUAAUGGUCGUGGAAUUCAGUUCAACAAUUACGUUCAGCCCAUUUGUCUAGCCGAGUCUACAGACGACGCUAGAGUUGGAACCAAAUUUGUAUUUUCAGGAUGGGGAUGGACUUCUGGCAGUAAGAAUUCUUUCGGAAGAUCGCCAACACUGAAGAAAGCCAACCUCCCGUUCCUCGCCUACGACAAAUGCAAGAGAAUAUACCCCAGAGCGAUCUCACCCAAUGUCUUGUGUGCCGGCAAUAUCAACGGAGCUGAGGAUUUGUGUAGCGGCGACAGUGGAGGACCCCUUGCCCUUAAAGUUGAAAGUAGUUUUGUCUUAUAUGGCAUCGCUGCCUUUUCGUCUGGCUGUCAAAGACCUAACUACCCAACGGCAUUUUCAAGUAUUGCCAAAUAUCGAGGCUGGAUCGAUUCUACAAUCAGACGUAACAGUCGAGGCUCUGAGGGUACAAUGCCUGUACGUAAUGUGUAUUUUUGA
This is a messenger RNA of Candidula unifasciata, 881 nucleotides long. Lineage: Eukaryota; Metazoa; Mollusca; Gastropoda; Stylommatophora; Geomitridae. The record is from the annotation of a GenBank genome assembly.